Parascedosporium putredinis is the source of this 1440-nucleotide messenger RNA. The record is from the annotation of a GenBank genome assembly. NCBI's taxonomy places the organism in Eukaryota, Fungi, Ascomycota, Sordariomycetes, Microascales, Microascaceae.
AUGCUCCAGAGAUCAUCAAUCCUCCUGAUGGUCUAUCGCCCGGUAGCUUCUUCCUUGCCCCAACGGACGCUUGCACAGACUCGCUUCGUCGCAACAGCUCCCACCAACGUUGCCGCCGCCUCCGCUACCUCUGUCUCUAACAUGUCCGGCCUCGAGGUUGCCAAGGACUUUGUCCGCUUUGUCAACGACUCCCCCACACGACCCUGGGUAUCCGAGAUCAAGCCCGGCGGCAAGUACUUCAUAACCCGCAAUGCCUCGUCCAUUAUUGCCUUCGCCGUCGGCAGCAAGUGGCGCCCCGGCAGCCCCAUCGCCAUGGUCGGCGCCCAUACCGAUUCCCCUGUCGGUGUCGAGACCUACGGCGGCGGCAUCUGGCACAGCUGGUUUGAUCGCGACCUUGGAGUUGCCGGACGCGUGCUCGUCAAGACCCCUUCUGGAGAAAUCGUGCCCCGUCUCGUCAAAAUCGAUAAGCCCGUGCUCCGCAUCCCCACCCUGGCCAUCCACCUCGACCGUUCCGCCAACUUCGACCCAAACAAGGAGACUGAGCUCUUCCCCAUAGCCGGCCUCGUCGAGGCCGAGCUGAACAAGGCCGACACGGAGAGCUCCACCCCUGCGGAGGAAGAGAAGCUCUUUGCGCCCUUGGCCGCCGUCGCCGAGCGCCACCACCCCCACAUCAUGCUGCUUUUCGACACCCAAGCCUCGUGCCUUGGCGGCCUCAACGACGAAUUCAUCUUCUCUGCCCGCCUCGACAACCUCAACAUGACGUACUGCACCAUUGUCGCCCUCCUCGAGUCCGCGAGCGACGCCUCUCUCAAGGAGGAUCACAGCAUCCGCCUCGCCGCCUGCUUUGACCACGAGGAGAUUGGCUCCACGUCUGCCCAGGGCGCCAACUCCAGUUUCCUCCCCUCCGUCCUUCGCCGCCUCGCCGCCGUCAAGGGCGUGACCCAGGCCUUUGCCUCCGAGUCCGACUCGGACCCCCUGGAGCCCGAGUCCGACACCGCCGCCGCUUUCGAGCAGACUCUUGCGCGGUCCUUCCUCAUCUCCGCCGAUAUGGCCCACUCCGUCCACCCCAACUACGCCGGCAAGUACGAGUCGGACCAUCGCCCCCUCAUGAACAAGGGGACCGUGAUCAAGGUCAACGCCAACCAGCGCUACGCCACCAACUCGCCCGGCAUCGCUCUCGUUCAGGAAUGCGCUCGCCGCGCUGAAGUGCCUCUCCAACUCUUUGUCGUCCGCAACGACUCGCCCUGCGGCUCCACUAUUGGCCCCAUGCUCAGCGCCAAGAUGGGUGUCCGCACGCUGGACCUCGGUAACCCUCAGCUCAGCAUGCACAGCAUCCGCGAGACGGGCGGUACCUAUGAUGUAAAGCACGCCGUCGACCUCUUCAGGUCCUUUUACGAGUCCUAUAGCGACCUCGAGGAGAAUGUCAUUGUCGUAGAUUAG